This is a messenger RNA of Seriola aureovittata, 3276 nucleotides long. RefSeq names its product family with sequence similarity 81 member B (gene fam81b). Lineage: Eukaryota; Metazoa; Chordata; Actinopteri; Carangiformes; Carangidae. Bases 1872 to 2951 code for a protein of 359 amino acids. The record is from RefSeq and is a predicted model, not a curated record. The transcript is spliced from 9 exons.
CUGAUGAUAUGUUACUUUGAGCAAAUAAAUAACAAAGGGGAAGGAAUGAUAUAAUUGGGUGGACAUCAUCCCACUACACAGUUAGGGAGGAGUGAGGGUUCAAGGCCUUGCAUGCAGUUUCUAUGGACAUUUCUUCAUGCUAGACCUCAGCUUCACUUGCGGGAUUUAUAGCUACAUGGAGAUGUAUAGAAGACAGCUUCAUAUAACUUCAGUAUCUUUAAUUUUUCUUUUGAUGUAUAGAUACAUCUCUGAGUAAUAUGCAUAUAUAUCAAAUAUUGGAUGAGUAGCCAACAACAAAUUUGGUUGUAGCUUGGAAUCAUUUGAUAUCUCAUCCAUCCUACAAAAUAGAACACUUUAAUUACAACCAGUAGGCCACUGGCAACAACACAGUGGACUGCCCUGAGAAUCCCUUUCAUUUAAGUAGAUGGAGAUGUGAGCAUGUGAGCCAGACAGUUUCUUUCAGCUGCCAUCGGCUUUUCUAUUGGGCUAGCAUGGAUAACUGAUGAGUCUGCACUGGGCAGGCCUUUCCUCUUAAUGAUGCCUGUCCUAAUGAUACGAGACUAAUCCACAGUGUGUGUGGCUGCGCACGCACACACCUGCAAAAAACGGCUACCCAUUCAGAGACAUGUUCUUUCACUCACUGCAGUCGCAUGUAAUUCGGUGUCACUAAUUGAGCAACUUGACUCCCAUUGUGUGAUAAUGUCGGCUACGUGUUAGUUAAAUUAAAAACACGAUAAGGCCAUUUUCACUCUGAGUCGAAUCUUUCCCUUCAUAAUUCAUUCAGUCCAGAGAAAAGCUGAAUGGAUAGCUACCAUGCCACAGAAUAAAAUAUUCUUAUAUAGUGUGGAUUGAAGCAACGGCAGGAAAGGAUGCUUUUAAUGAAUUGGCCAAUAUUCCGUUACUGUCUGCGGCCAGUUCAAAUAAUCAAAUAUUCUGUUUUACAGUCUCAGUCCGCUUCACCCACAAAAAGCAGACCUGCCUGGUACAAGCACAUUUCCUCUCAGUACUAGCCAAAGAGCAGCUACACUGAAGUAAUUUAAAGCUUAAGUGCUUUACCUAAACAGUUAUAGAAUAGUUUUAGAGUCAAGGUCUUGAAUUUGCUUUUUUACCUUGAAAUGUUUCCAGUAAAUCUAAGAAUCAAACCAGUGGCUUUCACCUUUAUCUUAACAUAAAAGCUUCUAUAAUUCUUCUACAGCAGGAAGGAGCAGGCUUUUAAUCAAAUGCCAAUAAUGUGCAUUUGUAAUCUGUAUAGAAAUUAACCACAUUCAGCUGCAUUUCAAGCUGCUUAGGUUGAUAUUAUGUGACAAGCAAGACCAUUUGAGAAGAGCUAGAUUGUUGCACUUCAUAGACACAUGCAUUAGACUCUGAAUAAAUCAAAUCUCGAAACCGUUUCUGAAAUAUCAAGAUUAGGCUAACUCCAGUGAAAUGGAGUGUGAAAUAGAAUAUUUCACAAGACCAAAAUGAAAUCCAAAAUGUGGAGAAAGAAGAUUAUUUUACAUGAACAUCAUUUAACAUUAUCUGAGAAAUUCAGAUAAAAGUCAAACCUGUGAGAUGAAGAAUAACAGGUGACUUAAGUCAUUGCUUUCUUAGUGACUUAAUGUGUCUAGGUGUAUUUUGCCUUAAGAACUGCAUUUCUCAGAGUUUAAGUUAAACUAAUGCUCACACUCCCAGGUCAGCAGAUAUUUUGGUUUGCUGAGUUAAGCUGCCUCACAACAUAUACAAUGCAUCAUUCUCGCAUUACUAUUGGACAAAAUCACAUUGUCAGGCGGGCGCACUCCACUCAAGGAGACCACAGUUACCAAGUGACGUGACAACACAAACACAUGAACUCAGGAGCCAACUGAAGGAAAUCAUACAAGCCUAAAAGAAGAAUGUCACAUGAGUCAAAGUUAGAGCCCUAUCAGAAACACAGCAGGUCUGAUGCCUUGGAGGGUCGUCUGAGCAGUCAGGAGAGGACACUGGCUGUGCUGCAGGAACAGGCUUUCAGGGUCACAGAGAAGGUGGCAGCAGGCCUGGAGUCCACCAAGGGCUCUGUCCAGGUGGAGGCACUUUCCCGUAAGCUGCUGGAGAGUCACAUACUGACCAUAACACGUAUUGUGAAGCAGCUUAGCAUGGACAUACAGGCACUAGAGGGACAGCUCGCCCAACGGGACUCUGUAACCUCUGGAACCACAGUAGCUGUUCAAAGCUUAGACCAGAAAAACAUGGCUGGCAUUGGAGACCUGAGAGGAAGAGUAGCCAGGUGUGAUGCCAGCAUUGUCAAGCUGAGCGCUGACAUGAGCUCUGGGGAGCAGCAGAUGAUUAGACUGCAGAAGGAGGCGGCAGAGCUCAGGUCAGCUGUGGAUGUAAGGCUCAAAGAGCUGGAGGUCAAGCUUCGUCAUGACCUUGGAAGGCUGCAGGCCUCAUUGACAGAGCAUCCGCAGAGCCAAAGAAGCUCCGUGUCUGAUCUGCAGAGACAAGUUAAACUACUAGAAGACACGAUUUCAGAUGGUCUAAAGGAAGUCAAGGAGGAGACAGAGUUACUGAGAAAGUGGACAGAACAACAGCUCAACAGCUCUAUCCAGACACAUGCACGGUGCAGCCAGCAGCUCCGCUCACUGCUACAGGACAAAAUGUUAGAGGCAGAGUCUGGAUUAGCUAAACGGCUGCACACUCUGGAGGCCCGUGUGGAGCAGUUUGAGACCCAGCGGGACCAAGCUGACCAAAGUCAGGCAAAUCAGCUGAAACGCUCUGAAACCAAACUCAGUAAAAGAAUGACCUCAUUGGAGAACAGCCUUCAACAGAAGCUGCAGCUGCUCAAACAGGAAUAUCACAAAGGGUUCCUGUCUGUGCACGAUGCCAUUGAGUCCCUGAGGCAGAUAAGUGACAUCAAAUCCCGUCUUAACAAGGAGACGCUGCAGAAGGAUAUCAGGCACAUCUGCAGCACAGUGGCAGAGCUCAAUGACUUGUGACUGAAGAGGAGCUCAUUUUACUGUCAAGCCUCGUUUGAGACAAACUCUUUUUAAACCAAAAGGCAUGCCCAUGGAUGACAGUGUUGAUUUCUCCCUCUCUAGCUUCAUUCUCAUUUAAUUCUAUGAGCCCGCAGCUAUUUAGACUGGAGCUAUAUUUGAUUUAAUUGCUUGUGUCAAUAACAAGUAAUAUUUUUUUUUUACUUUAAAGCAUACAGGAUUCAGUCGGUCCUGUUAGACUUGACUGUAAAACCUAAGAUGAGAUCACUAUUGUAUUAAAAGUAUGUAUUGAAUGGAUGUCACAUAAAUGAAAGUUUAAUAUUAUAUA